Mercurialis annua (annual mercury) is the source of this 1770-nucleotide messenger RNA. RefSeq lists its product as uncharacterized. The record is from RefSeq and is a predicted model, not a curated record. Bases 194 to 1723 code for a protein of 509 amino acids. NCBI's taxonomy places the organism in Eukaryota, Viridiplantae, Streptophyta, Magnoliopsida, Malpighiales, Euphorbiaceae. The transcript is spliced from 4 exons.
CCCAACCCAUGAUUCAUUCAGUUUAAACAAUCAUAAUUUAAGAUAAUCAGACUUAUCAUUACAUCAAACACCUAAAAAUGAAAAGAAAAAGCAAGGCUAAAGUGCAAAGCAAUGUUUAUUUUGUAGUAAAAGGCAAUAAAAUGCACAUUUAAUAUCCAUUUUAUGCAUAUGUAUUGAAUAGUUUCACCAAGCAAUGGCUAUACAAAUGAAUUUAAAUUGCUGUCUCAUUGUUCUGUUACUAGGUUUUAUUUUAGGUGCAUGGUAUGCAAGAGCUUCAAAUGAGUAUAUAUCAGCCAUUGGUGAUCCGGGAAUGAGAAGAGAUAAUCUAAGACUGGCUAUAGAGUCAUGGAACCAAUGCAAUGAGGUUGGUGAUGAACUUCCUAAUAUGGGCAGCCCUAGAGCUGCCGAUUGCUUCGACAUUUACAAGGCUUCUCCGCAAUCUAAAGAUAAGAAUUGCUCCAUCUGCAAUUUGGUGCCAUACAUGUUAGUCCACAGAGUGACAGAAGCAGAUAACAAGUUAGGUAUUGGAGACCCUUUCCUUGGACUACAAGCAAACUCUCUUAACAAUGUAAACCUUUACGCAGCAGAAAAAGAACUUUACUUAGGCUCAAAAUGCCAAGUUGAAGACACUCCAAAUCCAUGGCAAUUUUGGAUGAUCAUGCUAAAAAAUGGCAACAUGGACACUUAUGCAGCCAAAUGUCCUAAAAAUGGUCAGAAAAUAGGACCAUUUGGCCCUGAUACUAACUUCCCCUGCUUUGGAAAAGGGUGCAUGAACCAACCCUAUAUUUAUCAUGACUAUACCACAUUACAAGGGCCUAAUAGGACCACUCUCAAAGGUAGAUUUUAUGGGUCUUGGGAUUUAGAUGGUGAUUUGAGAAAUGGAUUAAUGGGUAAUAAAUCUUAUUAUUCUGUGAAUUGGGAGAAGGAAAUUGGAGGAGGGAGUUGGGUAUUUCACCAUGUGUUGAGAACUUCAGCAAAGUAUCCAUGGUUGAUGCUUUACUUUAGAUCAGAUGCUACAUUUGGCCUUUCUGGUGGCUAUCAUUACCCAACAAGAGGAAUGUCCAAAAUUUACCGAAUGCAGAUACCAGAAUCACCAAAUUUUAAAGUGAGGUUCACUUUGAAUGUAAUAAAAGGUGGGGGACCAAGCAGCCAAUUCUACCUAAUAGACAUAGGAAGUUGUUGGAAGAACAAUGGCCAACCUUGUGAUGGCAAUGUAACUUCAGAUGUUACUCGUUACAGCGAAAUGAUCAUUAAUCCUAAUACAACUUCUUGGUGCCAUCCUGACAACCUUAAUGUCUGUCCACCUUUCCAUACAUUUCGGAACGGAACACGUGUCCAUCGCAACGACACUACUCGCUUCCCUUACGCAGCCUAUCACUUGCAUUGUUCUCCGGGGAACGCGGAACAUCUCGAAAUCCCGUACAGUUUGUGUGAUCCAUAUAGCAAUCCUCAGCCUCAGGAGAUUUUACAGAUUUUGCCUCAUCCUGUCUGGGGUGAAUAUGGGUAUCCAACUAAACAAGGUGAGGGUUGGAUUGGCGAUCCGAAAACCUGGGAGCUUGAUGUUGGUAGGUUGUCAGAAUCACUUUACUUUUAUCAGGAUCCUGGAACUCCUCCGGCUAAACGGCGAUGGAUGUCUGUUGAUUUAGGAACAGAAAUUUUUAAAUCCCCUGAUCAAGUUGCUGAAUGGACAGUUAGUAAUUUUGACAUUCUUGUACCUAAAUAAUAAUAUAGUAACAAUAGAAUUAAAUAUAAUUUUUUAGAGUGGUUCAA